Molecule: messenger RNA, 3024 nt
Organism: Dermochelys coriacea (leatherback sea turtle)
Lineage: Eukaryota; Metazoa; Chordata; Testudines; Dermochelyidae
Gene: TMEFF2
Product: transmembrane protein with EGF like and two follistatin like domains 2
Exons: 10
Coding region: 1659-2792 (377 amino acids)
Molecular function (GO): protein binding
Source: RefSeq, a predicted model, not a curated record
ACCUUGCUGCUGUGUGCGCUCGCAGCGAGAAGGAGACGGGCAAGAGCAGGGCCGGGAGGGGGGGGGGGGAGGCUGCAUUUGAAAGCCUCCUGUGGCUGUCUGACCCGCUCAGCCAGCGCUGGGGGGGGGCGGGCAAGGCCACGGGCCCUGCCGUCCCCUUGUGCGGGGCUAGGAGCCAGUGUGAUGCUCCCCAAACACGCUGUUCUGCGCGCAGCUCUUCACAGCGAACACCGCGCGCUGCGCGGCCCCUGCGGCGCGCCGCUGGGUUUCGGCAACUCCCGGGUGGGAUGCGGCCGACCUGGGAGGAGAGAGGAAGGAGGGUCCCCCGGGGCCGUCUCUGGCGGUCAAUGAUGGCCCCGUUAGCGGUCAGAGAGGGGCGUCUGGCUGCGAAGGGUGCAGCGGGCGCAAGGCGGAUCCUGCCAGCCCCGCCGGGCAGACGGAGGCUCCCGCGGAGUUUCCCAGCCUCCCAGCCAAGCACACGCGUCGGAGGCUAACGGAGCCCUGCAUACCACCGUGAGCCUGCGUUUUCCUUCAGCUGCUCCGCCGGGAUGCUGCUGUCGCUGCACCCGCCGAGACCUGGCGCGUUCUGCCGCCUUCUGGGCAGGGCCGGGGAUGUCUCCUUUCCCUCGGCUCGCCUCCUCUCCACGCUUUUAACCGCCGGCCCGGGACUGUUUGCCCGCUCUACAGCCGACCUGCCAUUCCCCGCCCCCCCCCCCAUCCACGGGCGAACAGCUCAGCCCGCGGGGUAGUUGCUGGGAACUUCACCAGCCCCCGGGCUGAUGGCACGUGCGCAGCUGCUGCGGGCGUCACGCGUGUACCUGUGCGCGGGCAAGGCGCACAAGCGACGAAGCCCGCAGGCGUGUGUGACUGCAGCCUUGUGCACGCGUGUGUGUGACUGCGUGUGGAGGGCAGGGGUGGGGGCGGGGGAGCGUGCCGCGCACGUGCCUGCGCGCCCUCUGGGGGUGCGCCCGGGCCGGAGCUCCCUCAGCGGCACCCGGGGCGGCGCGGAGGCCGGAGAGCUGCUGCUCCAGCCCACCCCGGCGAGCGGCUCCUGCCGCCCCCCGAGCCAUAGCGACGGCCGGGGGGCUGUCAGCAGAGUCCGGUUCCCCGCGGCGCGGCGCCUCCUCAGCCGGGUCCCGGGCAGCAACCGCCGCCGCCGCAUCCCUCCGCCCGCCGCCGCCGGCCCCGCCCUGCCGGGGGACCUGCAUCCCGCUCCUCCAAUCAGGGGCCGGGCUGCCUCGGCCACGUGACCCCGGCGAGCUGAGGGACCUGCUGCUUCCCCCGCGCCAGAGAGAUGCGGGCGGCAGAGCGCGAGAGCGGGCGGCGGCCGUUGGGCUGCGCAGCGCCGUGACUCCCUCCCCGCCCGGAGCCCUAUGGCAGCCGCCGCCGCCUUCGCCUCCCCCCUCCUGCCCGGCCGCCGCCGCCGCCGCGCCUCGGGCUGAGCCCGGCCGCCGGAUCGCGCCAGUGGCUGGGAAACUCUCAGGAUCGUCAUGCCGGGACUGGGCUGCCUCUUCCUGACCCGCUGCUGGCCGGGGCCCCCGGGAUGCUAGGCAGCCCCCCCGCCCGGAUCCCUCCUGCCCCCCGUCGCCCCCAGACCGCGCCGCUUCGGGGAGCCCCUGGCUGCUGCUGCUGCCGCCGCCGAGUUGAGUUAAGAAGUCAUGGUGCUUGGGGAAGCCUCCCCCCCUCGGCAGUGCGGCGGCGGCGGCUGGACACUUUGCGAUUGCUGCUGCUGGCUGCUGCUGCCGGUGAUGUUACUCCUCAUAGCCCGACCAGUGAAACUUGCCGCUUUCCCUACCUCCUUAAGUGACUGCCAAACGCCUACCGGCUGGAAUUGCUCCGGUUAUGAUGACAGAGAAAAUGAUCUCUUUCUCUGUGAUACCAAUACCUGUAAAUUUGAUGGGGAGUGUUUAAGAAUUGGAGACAGUGUGACUUGCGUCUGUCAGUUCAAGUGUAACAGCGACUAUGUGCCGGUGUGUGGCUCCAAUGGCGAUACCUAUCAGAACGAAUGCUACUUGAGACAGGCUGCCUGCAAGCAGCAGAGUGAAAUACUCGUGAUGUCGGAAGGAUCAUGUGCAACUGAUGCAGGCUCAGGAUCUGGGGAUGGAGUCAAUGAAGGCUCAGGAGAAACCAAUCAAAAAGAGACGUCCACUUGUGACAUUUGCCAGUUUGGGGCAGAGUGUGAUGAAGAUGCAGAGGAUGUUUGGUGUGUGUGCAACAUUGACUGUUCUCAGACCAACUUCAAUCCUCUUUGUGCUUCUGAUGGGAAAUCCUAUGAUAAUGCAUGUCAAAUCAAAGAAGCAUCAUGCCAGAAACAGGAGAAAAUUGAAGUCAUGUCUUUGGGUCGAUGUCAAGAUAACACAACUACCACCACAAAGUCUGAAGAUGGACAUUAUGCAAGAACGGAUUAUGCAGAGAAUGCAAAUAAACUGGAAGAAAGUGCCAGAGGGAUCUACAUUCCUUGUCCAGAACACUACAAUGGCUUCUGCAUGCAUGGGAAGUGCGAGCAUUCUACUAAUAUGUUGGAACCAUCUUGCAGGUGUGAUGCAGGCUACACUGGACAACACUGUGAAAAAAAGGAUUACAGCGUUUUAUAUGUGGUUCCAGGGCCAGUACGAUUUCAGUACGUCUUAAUAGCAGCUGUGAUUGGAACCAUCCAGAUUGCUAUCAUCUGUGUUGUAGUCCUCUGCAUUACAAGAAAGUGUCCCAGGAGCAACAGAAUCCACAGACAGAAGCAAAACACAGGGCACUACAGUUCAGACAACACAACAAGAGCAUCGACUAGGUUAAUUUAAAGAGUGCAUGUUUCCACAAUGGCAAAACUAACUGCAGAGAGCUUGGACUACAAAAUACAGUAUUAUAGACAAAAGAUUAAAACAAGAUCUACACAUGUUGCCUUGCAUUUGUGGUAAUCUACACCAAUGAAAACAUGUACUACAGCUAUAUUUGAUUAUGUAUGGAUAUAUUUGAAAUAGUAUACAUUGUCUUGAUGUUUUUCUGUAAUGUAAAUAAACUAUUUAUAUCACA